Molecule: messenger RNA, 1064 nt
Organism: Striga asiatica
Lineage: Eukaryota; Viridiplantae; Streptophyta; Magnoliopsida; Lamiales; Orobanchaceae
Source: the annotation of a GenBank genome assembly
AAAACAAAAAAAAAAAAGACAAGAUCUGAGGAGCAAAAUCGUUCUAAACAGGAGCAAUCAUCGCGUCUCUUUGAACAAGUUUAUACACUGUUUUUGUUUUAAAGAUGGCGCAAGGCAGUCGGAAGACGCUGAUCUACGCACUGGUGGCGCGAGGGACGCCGCCGGUGGUGCUGGCGGAGUACACCGAGUUUAGCGGAAACUUCAAUUCCAUAGCCUAUCAGUGCCUCCAGAAGCUUCCUUCAUCGAACAACAAAUUCACCUACAACUGCGAUAAUCACACCUUCAACUACCUCGUUCACGAUGGAUUCACAUACUGUGUUGUUGCUGAAGAAUCUGCUGGGAGGCAGUUACCCAUGGCUUUUCUGGAGCGUGUUAGGGAUGACUUUGUGGCUAAAUACGGUGGCGGGAAGGCUGCAACAGCUCCUACAAAUGGCCUAAACAGAGAAUUUGGGCCAAAGAUGAAGGAGCACAUGCAAUACUGUAUUGAGCACCCUGAAGAGAUAAGCAAACUUGCUAAGGUGAAGGCUCAGGUUUCAGAAGUUAAGGGUGUUAUGAUGGAGAAUAUCGAGAAGGUUCUAGAUCGCGGAGAAAAGAUAGAGCUUCUGGUGGAUAAGACUGAGAAUCUUCAUCACCAGGCCCAGGACUUCAGGACCACCGGAACAAAAAUUAGGAGAAAAAUGUGGCUGCAAAACAUGAAGAUCAAGUUGAUUGUUUUGGCUAUCGUUAUUGCAUUGAUCCUCAUCAUUGUCCUCUCCAUCUGCAGGGGGUUCAAUUGCGGAAACUGAUGUGUUACAUAUCGUCUGAGCAUUUGUAGAAAUGACUCUGUAAUUCGUUUUGUAUGUAUUAAGAGAGAUGAUGAUCCUUAUAUUGUAUUUGCUAAAUUCUGUAUUUUUCAGAGCAAGAUUAUGGUUUUAAUAAAAAACGAAGAUGGUCAGUAUAGUGUGCAGAAUUUGUAUGUUCGUGUUUGAAUGUGUAUAUUGGUUGAUGCCUUUUUGGUCACACUAGUUAGUUCACACAUUUUUCAACUCAUCCAUCAACUAAAAUAACAUUAUUUAUUCAUCUCA